AUGGUUCCACCCAUUACUUCUCGUAAUCGAGAUGAUUUAAUCGCUCGUCUUGAAAUUUUACGUGCAAAACCACAAACAAGACAACUUCGAUCCGAUUCACAAUCUUAUCGUCCUUCAACCAACACUUCUUCGCGCAUCACAACAUCAUCAACCACAUCCUCCAUUCGUCCUGCUCCUAGUCGUUUAAUUGACUUGAGUGAUUCCGAAACAGAAACCGCUUCCGGUGAUCAUGUGUAUUCUCGUUCAAUUCUCGUUCGUCAGAAAUCUCCAAUUAGUCAGAAACGUUCAGCUCAAGUUCGUCAACCCUAUGAUCAUAGUUUAACUUCUGAUCAACAAAAAUCUUCUACAACGUCGAGUAUCACUCAUGAUGUGGAACAAUCCAUUGCUAAACAUCGACGUGAAAUACAACAACUCCUAGAAUCAGCCAAAGAUCGUACUCGAAUGUUAGCACCAUUAGCAACAAAUGAAACACCGACUCGUACCAAUAGUACUUAUUCUAAUUCUCAACAACAAUCUCAAUCACAACAAUAUCAACAUAAAACAGAUGACAAUUCAUCUGAUAGAAAAGUAAAGAAAACGUACAAAGAAGCUCCAUGGGUGACAGCACAAUUUAAAGAAUCCUGGAAAUCAUUAAAAAACCUGUGGAAACAAUACAAACAUGUAAUUAAGAAUAUAUUCAAAGCAUUAUUGAUUGGAACACUAAUCGGUGGUUUACUAAUAUUUUUAAGACAAAAAGGGACGGGUCUUAUUCCAUAUAGGAAAGGCAUUACAUGCUCAGUCGAAAACGCUACCUAUUGUUCUGACAUGGAACCAAUGGUUGCCGAUGUUCGACGUCAUUUACAAAUACGUCAUGGUGAAGUUGACUGUGGUUUUCGUCCAAUAAGUGAUAUUCGAGUUGUGAAACCUGAAAUAGAUAAAUAUCUUGAUCAACGUAAUUAUAAAUUUGAACUUGGGGUUCAAGAGCGAUGGAAAUCAUUGAUCGCGUAUAUCAUCGAAAAACCAGUUGAUGAUAUUCUAGUGUAUGACAAAUUCAAUAAUAAACUAAAUGUUACGCAUGAUUUGACUACGGCAUUUAAAUUAAGCACACCUGAAGCUAUUCGUUCAAUAUCGUGUCGAGCAAAAAAAGGCGUCAAUUCAGCAUUACAGAACAUAGUAUGGUUAUUGACAGGUACAUUGGGAUUAGUUAGUCUAGUAUGGCUAGUUAAACGACGUUCAAAACAACAAACAGAAGAGGAACACACUUACAAUGGAUUCAUUCAAAAAAUUCUUUACAUGCUCGAGGAUCAAUACGAAACCCACGUACAUGACUCAAAUGCUAAACCAUUUCUAGCUAUUAGCCAUAUUCAUGAUAUUCUAAUUCCUCCAAAAGAUCGAAAACGUUUGAAAUCGUUAUGGGAACGUAUUAAAGCACAUAUGUCAAACGAUGAAUCUCGUGUUCGUCAUGAAUCACAAUUAAUUCAUGGUGAAGAAUUUGAUGUUUGGAGAUGGAUACAACCAUUGUCACCAACAACAAAACGAAAAGACUAUCAGCGAUCAAUGCAUAAUGAUUCUCCAAAGAGUGGUGGUAGCGGGGGAAAUGAUAGUUAUAUUUACAUGCCAAAUGAUUUGGGACUUACAGAAUGUUUAAAAUUAAGAAAUUUUUUCCGUUCAGAUAGGAUGCCUAACGAUAACGAAAUUGAUAAUACUGUUGCAAAUAUCCAAGAGCGUUGCUCAAACAUCAGAUCUAUUGAACAUAUUGGCAUAAAUUCGGGAUUUGUCUAUAUUAAAUUUGGUUCAAAAGAAGCAGCAGCACAAGGCUAUCAGCUACUUAAUAAAUGGAUUUAUCAAGGUCGAGAAAUUUUGGCAAAGUAUUUACGACCUGAACGUUAUUAUGUACAUUUUCCUGAAGCAGCGCAAUCACUGCGUAAAUAG
This is a messenger RNA of Didymodactylos carnosus, 1911 nucleotides long. NCBI's taxonomy places the organism in Eukaryota, Metazoa, Rotifera, Eurotatoria, Philodinida, Philodinidae. The record is from the annotation of a GenBank genome assembly.